This is a messenger RNA of Seminavis robusta, 4620 nucleotides long. The record is from the annotation of a GenBank genome assembly. NCBI's taxonomy places the organism in Eukaryota, Bacillariophyta, Bacillariophyceae, Naviculales, Naviculaceae.
AUGGCGUUUCGGGGCAGCACGUACUACUGUGUGGUCAUCCUGAUUUUGUGGGUGUCAUCAACUUGUGAAUCCUGCCAUGGCACUGCUGCAUUCUGGAAACGAAAUCAACUGCCAAGAAAAAUCGUGUCUUAUGGGGGGACUGUCAAUCGUCUGUGGUGGUGGAAGCAGACGAGAUCUGCAAAGUUGGACUUGACGAAAUAUUACCUGGAAUGUAGAGGGGGAAGCGAUUUUAGUGACUGUUCUUCUUCUGAUGAGGAGGAAGAGGAAGGUGAAUACAGUGAGAGCUCUGAAGAGGAGGAGGAAGACUUACUGGAAGAAACUGAGCCUGCAGAAAGUGUGCCUCCUGAAAUUAUGGAAUCAGAACAAAAACCAGAUCCAGAAACCAAACAACUUGAAAAUGACAAUACGCUUCUUCCAGACCACACGACAAAUAACAAUAAUCUGGAAUCUCGCAUAUGGCAUACAUCCGACAUGCUGCAAAAUCUAGUUGCACGGUCCGCCGUCAAAAGCCCAGAAUCCGUCAGCCAUCGAGAGCUUAUUACCAAACGCGCCAAUGAUUACUUGGACGAUCUCAUGACGAAACGAAGAGAGCAGCAGCAAGUCAACAACAACAGUAAUAAUGGAAAGCAACAACAACAACCUCCCAAACUUCCUCAUCCCAAAAAGGUCUUGCAUUAUUUGGCUCCCAAAAUUCCCGCCAUCAAACACAGUCCCGAUGUCAACUUGAAAAUUGUCACGGCACGAUCCGACAUUGAUUCCGGUGUGGCGGCCUGUUUGAUUGGGACGUUGGCACGAGUGUGUGAAGUCUACGAUCGACAAGUGUUAUUGCAGAACCGCAAGCUAGUAGUAGUCAGCGAAAGCAGCAAGCAACAACAUAAUUCAAAGGCGCCGUCCGUGUCGGCGUCGGUGGAUUUGGUCAAAGAUCGACGCUUUGAGCAAGUCGUAGAAUGUCUCCUUUGUGGUGUCGAUGUCAAGAAGCGAAAACGAGAGAAUCUGACGCACUUUUUGGAUGCCAAGAAGAAACGGCAAGAAGAAGAUGACGUCGUCGAGCAGGACAUUGUAGAAGACAUUAUAGAGGGAAGUGGUGAACAAGUCACUGUGCGAGAGGGAUUGAGCAUCCGUGACGCCUGCCGAGCGGCGUGGGGUCUGGCCAUUUUGGGAGCUCAUCAUCGUGAAAGACUGGGAGGAACUAAGGUUACGGAUCUAUUAAUGGCACUGAGCUUGAGAAUACGAGAGCUGUUGCUGUCCCGAUUGCAAAUGUUCUUGCAGGGCGAUCUGAUGGAAGAUCUCAUUAUUAAAAACACGGACGAUGCCAACUGGAAACCUCCGUCACCCGAACAGAGAGUCGACGAAAUGGCGGAAGAACUGGCCGAAGACUCGGCCGCUGCCAUGUGGGCGUUUGCAUGUGUACGAGCUUGCACGGGGAUGAGAAGUGCUCCUCUCUUUGAAACAUGUUGUGCCAUUCUGUGUCAGGAUCCAGUGGACAUGAGAAAGCGAGCACAAGCCAAGAAUGAAGAUGCUAGCGUCAACGAUCUUUUAAGCCGACUUGCCCACUCGGAGGCCAAAAUACUGUUGGAGGAAGAAACGAACAAUUCAACUCAAUCCCAAUCCGAAACACCCAAAUCAACGGGAAAGACAACAACGGUCUCUGAAAAUAAGGACGCACUGAUUGACUGGCUGUCGCCCAAUGAACUCACGGAUGUCUUGUGGGCUUUGGCGCUGCACGGUCAUUCGGACGGCAGUGUGCGCGAGGACACUGUUCUAUCCGAGAAUGCGGGGACAUUGAAAGAUAUUGCAUUUGAUAGACUGAUGGUUUUCCUUCGAAAGGACUGCGCGCUCGUGGCAUUGCGAAAUGAGCAGCGUAAGCAGGAUGAGCAGCGUAAGCAGGCUGAAGAGAGCCGCGUGGAAACCGAAAUCAACUUGAACCUUUCGACGGAAGAGGUCGUUACCAACGAAGGAGAAACAGUCACCGUCCAAGUGGUAGAUGCAGCAGCUCUCUUGGCGUCUGAAAAGGCUGCGCUUGUCGCGGCCGCUGAUAGUGCCGGGGCUCCACCAUCGAUGAAUGUAGACAAUGACGAUGAAGUUGCAGCUGCGUACGAGGCCAUCGUCAGUCAAUCUUCACAGGAGCUUGCUGUCAAAGCCAAAGAAACAGCGUCGGCCCCGCAGGAUGUACUCCUUGCAGAAGACACAAUAGAGGCAGGUGGACUCAACGAUGAUGGGACGACUGGUAACGGCAACAGCGAGGAAUCCACUGCGGCUGUAACAGAUCGUCUCUACUUUUCUGCGCACGAUUUGUGUUCGCUUGCAUGGGCUGUGACAGAGCUCAGAGACUCGUUGCGCUUUCAAAUCGUCGAUUUGGUCAUAAAUAUCUUCCUGGGGCUCGGAGAAGAGUCCUUUGAUGACCUAAGUGGAGCCGACUUGUCCAAUCUGGCGUGGGCUUGUGCCAGACAUACAAAUGAUGCUAGACCCUGGUCAAGUGAAAAAGAAAACCCCGGCUGCUUGCAGUUGGGAAUCUGGGUUGUAAGGCGGGCGUUGAUUGCGUCCGGUGGGCAUGAUGGGGGGCACGAUCUAGCUCAGCCAAUCCACAUGCUUGACCCAUUCCAGCCACCCGAGUUGAGUAGACUCAUGUGGGCAGUUGCCAGCCUGGUGGCAACGUUUGCUGACAGAAACGACCACUUCCCCGAUAUUGAAGACCUGGCAAUGCACGCUCUUAUUUCGGCAGGAAGCAACCUAUCAAUGUUCUCCCCAGAAGACUUGGUAAGAAUAUUCUGGGCUUUUCUGGAAGUUUGCGACAUGGACGAGACGUUGUCACAGCCUGGAGUGGCAGAUGCCCUCGGCAAAGUGUUUUCUACGAUUGAAUCUUCUAUCAUUCGAUGGGAACGGGGACACCUCAGCCAAAAGGUGGAAGACGACGCUGAGGAAGAUACGCGAGGUGGUUUUGACCGGCUCACUUCGCUCUUUCUGAGGCCGAGCCUGUCACAGAAAAUGUUGGACGAGCUGAUUGAAGAAUACAAUGACAUUGAAGAAGAGGAAGGAAAAGUGGUCACUAUGCUUGCUGACGGCAAGAAGCGACUGCCGAGAUUGCGGGAUCUUGGCAUUGACCCUGCCACCCUAACAAAGGCUGCUGGUAGCUUUGCAAGACUUACCGUGUCACACUCGAACAUGCGAGGCAGCCCAAUUCUUACUCGGGUCACUUUGAAGCUGUUGACAUCGAAGAAUGGUCGGUUGCUACAGGAGUUUUCAAUGUGCAACCUUAUCAGAGCGUGCGAAGCUGCGGCAAUAAAUGAGGCUGUUGGACGCGGCGAAGAUUUGGUCGUCGGACAGUUUGCACGUCGAUUCCUGCAACUGCUGAACGAGGCAAAUGACGCAUCAGAAGGGGCCACUGAUAGUAAGGCUACGUCGGACCUGAAGCUCUCGUCGGCAUCGCCCGAGGAAAUUGCCACUCUGCUUUGGUCUCUGGGUGAAUUGGGAGCCAGGCAUUUUGUGUCUGACAAAGACAAACAGUCAGCAUAUCGGAAACUACGCCUCGUAGUGGAAAGCCCCCUGCUAACUGAUGAUCAGAUACAGUGUUUCUCCACAACUUCAGCUCUUCAAGCGCUUCGUGGCUUGGUAACGCUAAACGCCAUGCGCAGCGACAAACUCAGCCUCCUCAAAGUGUUGAAGUUGAUUGAACCACAGUUGCCAUCCAUUCGGAAUGAAAGAGACUUGUGCGAAGUGGCCGAGUCGCUUGCUGCGAUAAGACGGGUGCUUGCCAUGGAGGAUCCUCCUCUUAGUCACGAAGACGAGGCUUUGAACGUUACCAAGAACGUCGAGGACGACGAAACUGUGGACUUGAAUGCGACAGUGACGGAAAACGUCAACGUUACUGACGAUUGUAAUGAAACGGACCACAGCAAAAAUGCGACGAUGACUGUCACUCCGUCUGAUUCCGAAUUGUUACAGGAAACCAGUUCCAGGAUGCUCUCGACUGUUGCCAGAUACGCCGCCGAACGCGUGACCAACCUCAGAGCGGGUAGUCUUUGUCGUCUCCUGGUUGUGUAUUCCUUGCUACCGUUCCAAGCGGACGACUUUAUCAACGCUUGCGAGUUGGAGGUAGCAAGACGUCAGGCCCUACUCGAAGAAGCAUCUUCAGCCUCCAGCGUGGAAGAUCUCUUGCGACAGGCAGCGCAACUAGCCGUGGCGGCCAACGCGACACUGUUAGGUUUGAAAACUUAUGGAGAGGAUGAUGCCGAUGGCAGUUCCCCCGUCGCUGCGCUCAAGAAGGGGAUCAUGUCACUGUUUUCUUCAUCAUCAUCAUCACCGGACGAGGACGAAGAUUCCAAACAGGAGAUGGCUUCAAAUGAAGCCAUAGUGCAAAGAUUCACUAAUGAAGUCGGGAGCCUCUUUCAGCGAGUGACUGCUGUGGACACAUGCAUGGAGCAGAUUGGGAUCGCUUCCAAUGUACAUACUGACACUGCCUUGCAAAAAAUCAUGGAAGGAGCCAAUUUUGAACUCGGACGAUGCCAUGAACUGAUUGACAACUAUCGACGAAUAGAAUUCAGCACGGGAAGACGGAAGAGUCGGUACGAUUACGACCGGGACAUUGGCAAACGAUUACUGAGUCGUCUGAUUCCGCGAUAG